GAUUUUUCUCCCAAAGACCGGAGAGGGAAGGAGAACCUUUAACCAGCGCCCCUUUGUCGUUUCUAUCUAGAUAGAUGAUGCUGUUGCGGAGUACAAUUUACUUGUUAGAUUUGUCUCUGUUACAUGUAUUAUUGAUGGGAUUUUCGGCUGGUGCUUGUCCUGAUGGGGAGGUAGCCUGCCUGGAUGGAGUGGGAUGUAUUAGCAGAAUCAAGAUAUGUGAUGGCACAUCGCAGUGCAAGGACCAAUCGGACGAACUCUUCUGUCAAAGGAGGAAAGCUGAUGAUCACCUCUGUCACGAGGACCAGUUUAUGUGCCUCAGUGGAGAAGACUGCAUAUCAAGGUCACUGGUUUGUGAUGGAGCCCACGACUGCUCUGAUGCAUCUGAUGAGGACAUCUGUGAUCCCCAUGAGCAAUGUAAGAAGGAAAGUCUCUAUCUGUGUGGGAACAACCAGCAAUGUCUGAACAUCAGUCGAGUGUGUGACGGGGCACGGGACUGCAGAGACGGAACAGACGAGGGCGGAAAGUGUGAGGAGGCCAAGAGAGAGUGUGAUUCCGGGAAAUGUCACCACAUCUGUGUAGCGUCUCCCACAGGGGCCUCCUGUACAUGUCAUCCAGGAUUCCACAAACUCAAGAACCACACAUGCAUAGAUAUUGAUGAGUGUGAGUACAGGGAACCACCAUUGUGCAAUCAUGUGUGUCAGAACACCCCUGGUGGUUACACAUGCUCCUGUUACCAUGGAUACAGACUCGCAGAUGAGGGGAAGUGCAGGGUUGAAGGAUCUCCUAUCUUUCUACUGGCUCAUGGUGGUGAAAUCCUGGGGUAUGAAAUGCUUCAGAAUAGAUCAUUACCAAUCAACACAGAAGAUGCUAAAUUGUAUGUGAAAGAUCAGGAUGAAAUCAAAAGUAUGGCUUUAGGACCAGAUCAGGUGCUCUACUUCAGUGACCUGGGCCAUCAGAAGAUCUACUCCUCCCACUUAGAUGGGGACUGGAAGGCUCACAAAAAGGAAGUCAUUAACAUGGGCCUGAAGAACCCGGAGGGAAUGGACGUGGACUGGACUACUGGACAUUUAUAUGUAGUUGAUAGUGACCGGGGGGAGAUUCUGGCCUGUCUGGGGAACGGGGACUACUGUACUACCGUGGUGUCUUACCUUCAUCAUCCCAAAGCUCUAGUUAUAGACCAGAAGAACAGACAUCUCUACUGGUCUGACAUUGGAGACCCUCCUCAGAUAAAGAGGGCCAGUCUGGACAGCAGUGGGAGGGGGACCUUUCUCUCUGACCAUGUAGGGUACGCCAGUGUAAUGGUCCUGGACUACACCUCAGACCGCCUGUACUGGAUUGACAAGUUAUCCCCCAAGCUAGAGAGUGUUCAGUUAGACGGCUCCAACAGACAGAUUUUGCCUAUCCACAAUCUGAGGAAUCCAGUCAGUAUAGCUGUGUUUGAGGACAGAAUUUACUGGACUGACCUUGGCUGGAAUGGACUCUUUUCUGCUGAUAAGUUCACAGGUCAUGACAUUCAGCUAGAGAUCUCUGGUCUACUAGGAACUGUCAUUAUACUGGUGAUGCACCCAGUUCUUCAGAACUCAAAUCUAACCAGAGAUGCCUGCUCUGGGACAAGAUGCUCCCACAUGUGUUUGCCAACAAGUGAUGGACAUCGGUGCAUGUGUCCUCAGGAUAUGCAUCUGGAAAGUAACAAUAUCACCUGUCAAAUAAGCUUAGAUGUGCCCAGAAUUUACCUCGGAGCAAAGAAAGAAAUUUUUCAGUUCCCUCUGUCAUCUGUUGGUUACCAAGACAACCAAGUCAGGACUGUGAUUGGUGAAGGAGGCAUACACACUGUUCCAUCAAUGAGUAUUUGUCUGAAGUACCAAGUGCUGGUGUACAGUGACAUCACACGUGAUGUCAUAGCUAGCAUCAACAUCACCAUGGAUAGUGGAUUUUCACGUCAAAAUAUAAUUUAUUCCAAAAAUCUUGAAGCAGUUGAGAAGUUGGAAGUGGACCCAGUAACAGGAAAUGUCUUUUGGAUUGAUGUUGGGAAAAAAACAGUAGAAGUUGCAAGUCUGAGUGGAACAUAUCACACAGUACUGCUAUCAUCAGACCACAUAAUUCAGAGGCCAACAUCCAUAGCUACUGAUUCUUCACAAGGCCUGUUGUACUUGUCUUUGGUGGGUGUGUCUCCUUCUGUCCUCCAGUGCUCUUUGGAUGGCUCGCACUGUAAACCCUUGUUAGUAGAAGUUCAUCAUCCAAAUGACCUUCUCCUGUAUGAAGGUCAUCUAUAUAUAGCUGAUGACAUUGGAGGUGUGUCACGGAUAAUUUCUGUAAAGCUUACCAAUGGAGGAGCACUUCAAUGGCAGACAUAUCUUGUACAAGGAAAUGGAAAAAUAAUAAAAAGAAUGGCCAUUUAUGAUAAAAUUCUUUACUGGAUAGAAGAAAAGGCAACCAAUUUAUUUUCUCUCAAUUUACAAAAUAUUGAAGAGGAAAGAAUUGUUCUUCAUAAUACCAUCCCAUUAUCUAGCAUCAUAGUGUCAGCAGCUAGCAAAGUGGUGGAGAAUGCAUGUAGCAGUAAGAAUGGUGGAUGUUCACACUUGUGUAUUCCAGUCUCUAGUAACACCAGGGUCUGUAAAUGUAGUGAUGGAUUUUUCCUUCAGACGGACAACACCUCUUGUACUAUGUGCAAAGAACCAAGUUGUCACUGUGAGGUCAAUAGGAACUGUUCAAGCACUCCAGAGUGUGGGGGCCUGCUCUGUGAUGUAGACUUGUGUGUUCCACUAAACACUGUGUGUGAUGGAAAUAAUGACUGUGUAGACAUGUCAGAUGAAGACACCGCUCACUGUUCUCAAACGACUCCUCGAGACUGUGGACCUGGUCAUUUUUUGUGUGCCUCGGGGGAGUGUAUUUCUGGACGUCUUGUCUGUAACGGUCAUUCCGACUGUCCUGAUGGUUCAGAUGAAGGCCAGCAUUGUGGUCAAGACUUACUAAAAAGAAUAUGUCCUACAGGAUAUGAAUUUCACAAGGAUACAAAAUAUUGUCAAGAUGUAGAUGAGUGCGAGGAGAACAAUGGGGGCUGUAGUCAGCUGUGUGUUAACACUGAAGGAGGCAGAAGUUGCCACUGUUCACCAGAGUUCAUCUCAAACACCACUUCAUGUAUUCCUCCAGAUCCCAGACCGUAUUUCUUGUUCCUGGAACACACCACUCUUACAAGAUAUGACUUGGAUCAACAUGGAGAGUUUGUCACUAUAUGUGCUGCAGAGCCUUUUCUGACUUUUGAUGUCAUCAUGUCUACUGGUGACUUCUUGGGAAUAUCUUCAACAGAUUCAAAGACAUUUCUUGUAAGAACCAAUCAAAAUGAUCAGAAGAAAGAGGUACUACUGAGCAUGCUGGGAAAAGUUGCUUACGUGGCAUAUGAUUGGCUGGGAAAUAACCUCUAUAUUUCUGACAUCUCCAAACCUGCACUGAUUGUAUGUCCAGUGAAACAUCUGAAAGAGGGAUGUCGUUCAUUGCUGCAUGAAACAACAGGAAGUGUAGCUCUUCACCCAGAGAAAGGACUGAUGUUUUGGUUGAGUGCUGACUCUAUACAGAUGAGUACAAUGUCGGGGAUACUGAGGAGGAGUGUAGUGGAGUUUGACAUUGUCUCUGUCAGGAGCAGUCUGGUGCUGGAUCAGUUCUCUGACAGACUCUACUGGAUAGAUCAUGUUCAACAUGCUAUUGAGAGCUGCAGCACUGAUGGAAAUUACAGGAGGACUAUUUUGUCUCAGCUUUCGUACAAAUUCCUGUCAAUAAAUGUUUUUGGGGAUGACCUGUACUUUACCGAUGAAGCAACAAAGUCUCUAAAUAGAUAUAAUCGGGUCACAGGACAUACGACCCUGCUGACUGGUGACCUUCCCUUCUCCAGUCAACUCAAGGUCAUCCAUCCAAUUCUUCAGAAUGCAGGUUCCAGGUCAGGUGUAUGUUUGGAGAGAUUCUGUUCACACCUGUGUUUACUGACACCAGAGGGAGCUGUUUGUGCCUGUCCUGAUGGGUGGGAUCUCAUCAAUAACAGGACAUGUAGAAAUCCUCAUAUGGUACCUCUGCCUAGUACUAAAACUUCAGUAAGACAUGGAAUAUCAAAGUCAUCUCUUCUACCAAGAGUUUCCUCUACAACUCACAGAGGUUACCCAACAACUAGUACACCAAGAGUAACCACAAUAACCAUUACUUCGAAAGUAUCCCCAACACCUUUUCCACCUAUAAAGAUUGAGCCAACACCUUUUCCACGUAUACUGGAUCCAACACCUACUAGACCCAGGAUGGAACAAGCAGCCUUUACAACCAAAGUCAGCCUGACAACUCUUUCAGUUUCCCCUUGUAAUGUAGUGUGUAUGAAUGGGGGAACAUGCUCUUAUUCAGAAGACAAAAAGAUGGAUUAUUGUGUGGUUUUUCCUGUCACAAGGGGAGAUAAUCAAGAAAAGACAAAAAGGCCUUCAGAGGACUCUCCCUCGGUCAUUGUUGGAGUCAUCCUGGGUUCUGUAUUUACAGCUGUGGUGAUCAUCAGCUGCUUGUGUUACCUACAACAUAAGAGAGACAAGGUUCACAUUGCUGAGAUCAUACAUUUCCGGCCUCUGCUAAGUAAGCAUCACUCAGAGGAUGCAGAGGAGCUGUUCAGUGAGCGUCCAGUGAGGACCAAACCACAAAAUGAGGAACCAAGCCAUGAUUAUGAGGAAGUGAGUUCUGAUGUUAUGGAAGACCCUGAGGGGCUAAGAUGGCAGCAUUCUAGUGCCUCGGUAGACUCGGCAUUUGUCAGUCAUACUGAAGAAAAUGAUGAGCUGACUUCCCAGCUUAUUCCAGUGUGACCACUCAAGUGAAUCAGCUGUCACUGAGUCCAGCAGCUGGAUUUACAGACAUGUUUAUUGGUUGUUUUGGUUAUAUAUCAAGGUUUCAGAGAUUCAGUGUUUGGGAAGAAGAGCUAGCUAAUUUAAGGUUACAAUGGUGAUAAAAAUUAUAUAAAAAUUACAAUGCAUAAAAAUUUCACAAUACUUUAAGAAAAAAUCAUAAAAUUAAAUACAAAUAAUUUGAUUGCAAUUUUCAUUUAAAAAUUCAAAAAGAAUUCUUAUCAAUUAUAUAAAUUACUAUAUACUGUAAAUUUGUAAUUGCUCAUAUAACAAUGGAUUAUUUUUUUUUAAAAA
Saccostrea cuccullata (small rock oyster) is the source of this 5156-nucleotide messenger RNA. RefSeq names its product low-density lipoprotein receptor-related protein 4-like. Gene Ontology annotation, molecular function: protein binding; calcium ion binding; hormone binding. The record is from RefSeq and is a predicted model, not a curated record. Gene Ontology annotation, cellular component: plasma membrane; apical plasma membrane; signaling receptor complex. Bases 75 to 4823 code for a protein of 1582 amino acids. Gene Ontology annotation, biological process: receptor-mediated endocytosis. The transcript is spliced from 31 exons. Lineage: Eukaryota; Metazoa; Mollusca; Bivalvia; Ostreida; Ostreidae.